Aspergillus ruber CBS 135680 is the source of this 649-nucleotide messenger RNA. RefSeq lists its product as uncharacterized. The record is from RefSeq and is a predicted model, not a curated record. The transcript has a single exon. The coding region runs from base 228 to 452 and encodes 74 amino acids. NCBI's taxonomy places the organism in Eukaryota, Fungi, Ascomycota, Eurotiomycetes, Eurotiales, Aspergillaceae.
CCCUAGUGAUGCAUGAAUGCUAAACGCCGCAGGAACUCCCCUGGUGCCCCAUCAACAACGUAGCAGCAACCCUCUCCGAGUUCCUCUUCAUUCAAGAGCCUGCCCACCCUAUUUAUCACUAUAGAAAUUCAACUCGCCAGUUCUGGCCAGAGAUGAUCACCAUGUUCGCAGGCAAAACGUGAAUCCUGCACCAGCAAAUCAUCCCUUUUGACCAGUGGUUGGAGUGCAUGCUGCAGAAAACAGAUGAGAAGAAGAGCCCUGCACGGUACGUUAAGGAUUUCCUGAACGAUCACCUUAUUCGGAUGGCAUGUGGAGGCGUUAUUAUGGACACUGAGAGGGCUCAGGAAUGGUCUUCGCGCCUGCAAACAAUGGGAGCUCUUGAGAUCGAGAUGGUUGGGAAGUAUGUUGGCGCGUGGAGAAGAUGGAGCUUUUGCAUCGAGAAUUCAUGUUAGAAUUCUAAUAGUUAGACAGGUCACGGCGUUAGGCGCAGAGCUCAAUCGAAUCAGCCAUUGAAAACCGAAAUCAUUGAUCUGCAGUAGAAAAAGCGAAAGAGCAAACUCAAUAUAUAUCUGGACGUGGUAUCUACGACAAUGAACGAACACCCCCAAACAACACCUCUAAUCCAUCAUAACUAAAGCUUAUAGUUCAC